CAGAAUCUGACCAGAGUCGGUUGGGCAGUCCUUUAUUUGUCGACAGAUUCGACCAUAUUCGCCCAUAAAACUCUCUCUCUCUCUCAUGAUUCAGAGGCAUCAAGGUUAGGAGCUUUCCAUAAGCAUCAGCCAUGGAGGCAACAUCACAAACAGAGGGGCUGUUAGAGAAGAUAAGACCACCGCGUCUCGAAGACGCCGGCCUCGAAGACUGUGCACUACCACCCGAAUCCAUCAAAGAGGCCUUUUUCAAAGCCGCCACGGCCGUGAAAUCACACGCCGCUUCGAUUUUUUCAGCGUCAGGUGACGAACCCGAAGAUAGUUGCUUGAACGAUCCGUGGCCCACUUUUGGAGAAUCGUCCGAUAAGUUAGUCGGAGUCAUACCGGGGACGGAGCCUUCCGGCUCUUGCGUUUCCGAGAAGGGUGGAGGUGUUCCCGGAGUGGUGGGUGCUGGUCUGGCCGAUACGGAGAAGAUGGUGGAACCGGAGGUGCCGGAGGGUGGGGAAGCUUGGGGUGAUGGGUUGCAGGGUUUGGAGAUUGGAGAGAAGGGUCAAUAUGAGAAGGGUGAAAAACAGAGGGAUGGAAUUGAUGUUGAUGAGGAAGAUAAUAAAGACGGUGAAAGGCCAAAAUUGACCGAGGGUUAUGUGUAAAUUGAGCAGUUUGACUGUGUAAUUCUGAGGAAUGGUUUGCUUUUGUAUGAUGACUUGAGUUUGCAAGUUUUUGUUUUGAGCAAAUGGGAUAAUGUGAGACUUGGGAUGAUGUGAGACUUGUUCUUGACUUGCUUUCUACCUCUCUCUCUGCG
Ilex paraguariensis (yerba mate) is the source of this 799-nucleotide messenger RNA. Lineage: Eukaryota; Viridiplantae; Streptophyta; Magnoliopsida; Aquifoliales; Aquifoliaceae. The record is from the annotation of a GenBank genome assembly.